Plectropomus leopardus (leopard coralgrouper) is the source of this 1834-nucleotide messenger RNA. RefSeq names its product single-stranded DNA-binding protein 3. Gene Ontology annotation, cellular component: nucleus. The record is from RefSeq and is a predicted model, not a curated record. Gene Ontology annotation, biological process: positive regulation of transcription by RNA polymerase II. Lineage: Eukaryota; Metazoa; Chordata; Actinopteri; Perciformes; Serranidae. Gene Ontology annotation, molecular function: protein binding; single-stranded DNA binding.
CCUGAUUUGUGGGCAAUGUUGGGGAUGUAGAAAAAAAAGGAAACCGGAGCAAAGAGAGCGCAAGGGAGAGAUAGGGAGACAACACUAACUGGGUAGCUAUGGAGAUAGUAGGUUUUCCUGGUAGCUUUCUUUGACAGGUGUCGAGUGGGAUAAAAUAAAGUAUCAGAACAGCCUCCAAGAUGUACGGCAAGGGUAAAGGAGCUGUGGUCCCCUCCGAUAGCCAAGCAAGAGAAAAGUUAGCAUUAUAUGUGUACGAGUACCUGCUACAUGUGGGAGCACAGAAGUCUGCACAGACCUUCCUGUCUGAGAUUCGAUGGGAGAAGAAUAUUACAUUAGGGGAGCCUCCCGGAUUCCUCCAUUCGUGGUGGUGCGUAUUCUGGGAUUUGUAUUGUGCGGCUCCAGACCGAAGGGAGACAUGCGAGCACUCCAGCGAGGCAAAGGCCUUCCAUGACUAUAGCGCAGCGGCAGCGCCAAGCCCUGUGAUGGGCAACAUGCCCCCGAACGACGCCAUGCCAGGCGGUCCCAUGCCCCCAGGCUUCUUUCAGGGACCACCCGGCUCUCAGCAGUCCCCCCACGCACAGCCCCCCCCACACAACCCCAGCAACCCCAUGAUGGGACCCCACGGCCAGCCUUUCAUGUCACCACGGUAUCCAGGUGGACCGCGCCCCGCACUCCGAAUGCCAAAUCAGCCUCCGGGGGGAAUCCCUGGUUCUCAGCCUCUCCUGCCAAACAGUUUGGACCCGACAAGACCUCAAGGACAUCCCAACAUGGGUGGACCUAUGAGAAUGAACCCUCCUCGAGGAAUGGCCAUGGGCCCACAGAAUUAUGGAGGUAUGAGGCCUCCUCCCAACUCCAUGGGCGGCCCCAUGCCAGGCAUGAACAUGGGUCCCGGAGGAAGAGGGCCUUGGCCAGGACCUAAUGCUAACUCUAUAGCCUACUCCUCCUCAUCUCCAGGAAACUAUGUCGGUCCUCCAGGAGGAGGAGGUCCACCUGGAACUCCCAUCAUGCCCAGCCCAGGUGAUUCGACCAACUCCAGUGAAAACAUCUAUACGAUGAUGAAUCCUAUCGGACCGGGAGGCAACAGACCCAACUUCCCGAUGGGACCUGGGCCUGAUGGGCCAAUGGGAGCCAUGGGAGCCAUGGAGCCACACCACAUGAACGGAUCACUAGGGUCUGGGGAUAUGGACGGGUUGCCAAAGAGCUCCCCUAAUAACAUGGGGGGCAUGAACAACCCUCCUGGUACGCCGAGAGAUGACGGCGAAAUGGGCGGGAACUUCUUGAACCCAUUCCAAAGCGAAAGUUAUUCACCCAACAUGACGAUGAGUGUGUGAUUUUAUUUUUUCCUUUUUUUUGUAUUUUUCUUUAUUUCCUCCCUCCUAUUUUUGUACCCCUGCACCUGAUUUUUUUUUCUUCAAUUCAAUCCUUACUCCAUCUGGGAUUGGACCACCUCCCUUCCUCACACACACCCUCUGACCCGCCCCCUCACACACACACACACACACACACACACACACACACACACACACACACAUACGGGAUCCCCCUUCCGUCCCCUUUUCCCCGUCUUCUCACUUGGGAACUCUACGGCCACACAGCCUUCAGGGACGGCCCUCGAGCAUGCUGGGACUCAUAUUAAGACGGGCCCUCCCGGAGCAUGCAAGAUGGCGGCCGGUUUGAACAGGAAGCAGUCACAGAGCAACAGGAAGAGCCUCCUCUCUGACUCCGGCCCCGGCCUCCCUGGCUUCCUGUCAGGUUCUAGACAAUGAGCGAGGGAAGGAGGACAAACAGAGAGAAAGAGGGAGAGAGGAGACUGGAUAAAACAGCCCUCUCGUGA